UCAGAUACAUGCACGAGGGUGCUGAUCCAAUACCGUGCAAGGUUUGUGGCAAGACAUUUUUCAGAAAUGAAGAUAUUCAGCGACACAUGGUUUGCCAUAGCAACGAAAAACCUUAUGCAUGCGACAUAUGCAACAAGGCAUUUGCUGUAAGAUCUUCGUUGAAGCUCCACAAACUGACGCAUCAAAAGGAGCCUCCUUGCAGUUGCGAUACAUGUGGCAGAGCGUUCAUAAGAAAAGAUUGUCUGAUCAGGCAUAUGCGAGCAAGACACAGAGACGUGCUGGAAGAUAUUAUGGCUAGCGCUGAGAAAAAGAGAUUACAGCAACAGCUACUAAAGGCAGCUACUGAUGCAGCAUCUUGCCAGAAAUUAUCAGAAAAUCUCGUCUGGAAUGAAUUGACACUGACCGAGUCUGUCAAAGAGUUGCUGAUGCUUUUAGUGGAAGAAGAUUCUUUAGCUGAAUUUGGUUAUCCUGACGCUCCCGUUGAUAAGGUGUUGGAUAGUGUUAUAAAACGGUGUGGUCAUAAACCUGCUUCAGAUGAGGACUUUGAUUACAUUGGAAGGAUGAGGGAAAAUGCCAAGUUGCUUUUUACAGUUGUGAUUGAUGAUUCUGCUGUUAAAGAACUCUUAAACAAUCAGACCGUUGACGAAGUUAUUCUACAAGUGUUACGAUUAGCUAGGAAACAAAACAGUUGAAUAUGAGUUGUUUUUGAUUUUUUAUUACGAGGGCGGUUCAGAUAUGAUCGAGACAAAUAUUGUAGAUGGCGCGCAUGUAUGUCGUGAAGGUCGUGGCUUGAGUAUAUGAUAGCUGCGUCCCUUACGAACAGUGUGGCACAGCUUUCGUUAUAAGCGCAUGUUUCACGCGCGUGCUAACGACCAUGAGUGAAGGUCAAGUGCCGAACGCCGUUGCGCAACGUAUUGUCAUUCGUUUUUUAGUGUGUGAAGGCAAUAAAAACACGGAUUUUUUUCUGUAGUGAGAGCCUGAGUAGGGCUGAUGUGUUUAAAUGGGCCAUAGCAUUCAAGGAUGGCCGCGAAACCGUCGAGAAUGUGCUGCAUGAUCGUCGACCGCGAACCAGCAUCACACCAGACAGCUUUCGCCGUGCUGUACGUCGACUUCCUGAGCACCCAACGUUCCACCAAUGCGCCAUACUACUCUAACGUUCUAAAAACACAGGUGAAACCCGCUUAUCGCUCGAAAUGGAGAAGCAUUCCAGCAAGAAGUGCGAUUCUUCCCCAGGAGAACGCGCGCUCUUAUGCUGGGCGUCUCAGUCUCGAUACAAUAUCGAAAUUGGGGUGGGAGGUACUGGAACACCCCCACUACAGUCCGGACUUAUCACCCUGCGACUCCUACAUGUUUGGAGCACUGACAGAAACCCUCGGAGGUCAAAGAUUCGACAACGACGAUGAGGUAGAAGAGUUCGUGCGCACAUGACUGUCCGAGUUGCCCAAAGAAUUAUUCAAUACCGACAUUAAAAACCUCCCGAGAAGGUAGAAAAAAUGCGUAACUAGUGAGUGAACGUCCCUAGAAAAACUGUAAAUUUUUUCGAUAGUAAAUAAACGUGUCAGACCAUUUAUCUCGAUCAUAUUUGAACCAUCCUCGUAUGUGUAUAUUGCAUUUUAAAAAGGGUACUAAAAAGUUUUGUAAUACAGCCUUAUUUAUUGACUUCAUUCAAAGUAAUUUCCACCACAUUGAAUACACUUUUCCAUUCGCUAAAACCAGUAAUUAAACCAGCUCUGCCAAGUUUCACGCGUCCCAGGUGCUCAGAAGGUCCUCAUCGCUAGAAAAUCAUUUUUAUUUUAGCUUCAUUUUCACAUGCAGAAACAGUGCAAAGUCGCCGGGAACAAGAUCUGGACAUGGUGGAGGUACCAAGUAUCCAUUCUUGACUUUCGCCGCAGGUUUUUCAUAGACUCUAUGACUUUAGUCAGGCACUGUUCCGCGUACAACUUAGCUGUGCGUGUCUUCAGUGUUUCCAAAACUACACGAUCCACAAUCCCGCUCGAAUGCAGCUAUCAUUUUUUUCUCAACAGAUCGGAAUUUUCUGCCAGCUACAGGUGUGUCCUCAUCAUCAAAGACUCAAACUUAGGUCAUGCAGAAUUGAAUAAAUUACUAGUACAUGAAGGUGUAAGGUCUCCUCUAUCUGUUUGUAUGUCACUCUCCGGUCUUAGUCGCGGUCUUCCUUCCCUCUCAGGGUCCUUAGAGUGAAAUUGCCCCUUUGGAAUUCCCUGUACCACCUGAAUAUAGUCAUACGAUAAGGACAAUCAUUCUUUAAUGCACUAAGCACUGGUCUAUGCUCAAACCACCUGUAAAGUUAUACCGUAAACCUGCCCUUAUCUCACUACGUGACCACGAUGCCAUAGUCCGUACUUUACAGUGUCAAUACGAAUGAACAACUAAAUCAAUAGACGUGUCUUAACAUGCGUUUGUUUGUUAAGUCAUAUUGCAAAACUUUUAUAGUACACCUUGUAAAUGGUUUUCCAUUAAGGACUUGACAUCUUUCUUUUCAAAUAAAACGCAAACCAUUUGAGAUAUCUCGAAAAUUUUAUUAUUGGAUAGAAGUAUACUCAAAAUAUUUAUGUAUGGAAUUCGACCUCGUUUAUAUGUCCACCACGGGCACGUUCGCAGCGAUCGAUUCGUUGAACCCAAUUUUCACUGACUCUGCCACACAUUUCGACAGAAACGGCCGCUAUUUCUCGUUCAAUAUUGGCUCUAAGCUCCUCUAACGACGCCGGCUUGUUGACAUCAACCAAUGAUUCAAUGUAGCCCCACAAAAAAGUCUAGACGUGUUAAAUCGCACAAUAUAGGCGGUCAUUCGACAGGACCAUUUCACGUUCAUCGAAUUUUGAUUUCAAUAUGUCGAUUGUUUCACCCACUGUGUGGCUUGUAGCACCGUCUUGUCAAAAAUGCGCUUCAUCGCUGAAGAUGAGAUUGGUCAUUUUAUUGCAAAAUUUCUAGAGCCCAAUUCGAGAACGUACGUCGGUUCAUAUGAUCGAACGGCUUUAGUUCUUGAGUCAACUUGAUCUUAUAAGGAUGCACACCAAGAUCUCGCAAAGUUCGCCAUAGUAUGGGCUGAGCGAUGCCUAAUGCUUAAGAACGUCUUGGAAUCGAUGUGUUCUGUUCGUUUGCGACUGAAGCUUGAACGGCAGCAACAUUUUCGGCACUUCGACCACCUCCUUGUCUCACUGGCCUGUUUAUUUAUCUUGGUAACAUUGGCAAUUACACCGAGAGUAUGGGAAAAGACACUCAACUUGAGAUUCCUCCUUUGCCCGUCCACGUUGUUCAGGGAUUUGGUGGAUAUCUCUCAUCUAGUGUCACCGUCGCCACGCAUAACCUUUUCGAGGAAGUACCCUCUUUAGGAAUAGCAGGCGAUAUGGUAAUGGCAUUAGCUUCUAGAGAUGAAGAGCCAAUACCUAACAUCCGCGUAGACAAGCCCGAGGGCACUGAGUUUACGAGCAACCUAGUUGGCAAGCUAUCGCCAAUUGGUACUCGCAGGCCAGAGAUUCCUCAAAGGCUUGCAGGCUACGGGAUCACAGCGACGGCUUUCUGGGAGUUUAUUUAUGCAACGCGCUUAAAUCUGAAAUACGUCAUGUCACUUUCCGACAUUGUUGAAACCACACAUCAUUAAUUUUGUGGAUGAAGUGGUGUUUCUUGAAGCACAUGAGGGUUUUCACCUGACCAAUAACGCAUAUUCUGUUUAUUGACGAACCCGUUUAGCCAAAAAUGCGCCUCAUUACUGAAGAUGAGAUUGGUCAUUUUAUUGCAAAAUUUCUAGAGCCCAAUUCGAGAACGUAAGUCGGUUCAUAUGAUCGAACGGCUUUAGUUCUUGAGUCAACUUGAUCUUAUAAGGGUGCAGACCAAGAUCUCGCAAAAUUCGCCAUAGUAUGGUCUGAGCGAUGCCUAAUGCUUAAGAACGUCUUGGAAUCGAUGUGUUCUGUUUGCGACUGAAGCUUGAACGGCAGCAAUAUUUUCGGUACUUCGACCACCUCCUUGUCUCACUGGCAAAGUUGCAGUCACCGACUCGGAAUUUCGGUAGUUAAUUUUCAAUUAUUUGUAAACCUUGUUCCUUCGUGUACUUCACCAUGAUGAAAAUGUCAUCUUUACUGAAUGUUUUGACAUUGACAGUUCGGUAAUUGGCUUAAAGGUGCGUUCACAGUGAAAGUUCAAAGUUGUCAAGUCCCUAUUGGAAAACCAGACAUUAUGUAAUUGAUGUAGUAGUGGGCUUAUUAGUACGAUAUGUCGUAGUUGAGUUAAAUAUAUUUUUUACUAUUUUAAUGCAGUUUUUGAUUUCAUGGGAUUGGCGCUAUUGACAUUACGCGAUUUGUAAUAAAUGCGGUACAUCUCUGUAGGUCCAUUUAUAUCAAUGUCUCGUGUCCUAUAACCAAAGAACACUUUAGUACGUACGUACAAAAUCAGCCUUUUGUAUUAAAACGGCACUACGACACGACUUUGCGCAGGGAUGCUGGCGACUCACUUUUUAUUAAAAACAUUCACUUUUCUAUUUUCGCUGGUUUUCCUUGGUACACCGUGAUUAAACAACUUUGUUUUAAUUUUACAUUUUUGAAUCGAUGUAAAAAAAAGUUAAAUCUUCAAUUCUUGGAAACAAAUUAAAAG
Acanthoscelides obtectus is the source of this 4605-nucleotide messenger RNA. NCBI's taxonomy places the organism in Eukaryota, Metazoa, Arthropoda, Insecta, Coleoptera, Chrysomelidae. The record is from the annotation of a GenBank genome assembly.